Prunus armeniaca (apricot) is the source of this 1263-nucleotide messenger RNA. The record is from the annotation of a GenBank genome assembly. Lineage: Eukaryota; Viridiplantae; Streptophyta; Magnoliopsida; Rosales; Rosaceae.
AUGGCCUUUCUUGGAACAAAUGAUGAAGAAAUUGGGUUUUGCAGAACAAUGGGCGGAAUGGGAUGGGUGUGUAAAAGGAGUCUCCAUUUGUCGGGUGCUCCUCCAAUCAACCACCUACUGUUUGCCGAUGAUUGCUACCUGUUUGCCCGUGCAAAUGUGGGAGAUUGUGGGACAAUCAAGAAGGCACUCUCUUGGUAUGAAUGGGUAGCCGGUCAACAAGUUAAUUUACAGAAUAGUGCAAUAUGUUUCAGCAAAAAUGUUAAGCGCCAAGACCAACUGGAUCUCGCCACAUCUCUUGGUGUCCCAUGUGCUGAUCAUUAUGAUAAGUAUCUUGGGCUUCCAAUGGUAGUUGGCAGGAACAAAGGUUCCUCAUUUGCACAUCUCAAGGAACGGUUGGGGAAAAAAUUGCAUAGCUGGAAAGGAAAGCUUUUAAGUGGGGCAGGGAAAGAAAUCCUUAUCAAAACUGUGGCACAGGCUCUCCCAUUGCAUUUGAUGAGCGUUUAUUUAUUGCCCAAAUAUAUUUGCGAUGAUCUUAACCGCUUAAUUGCAGAUUUCUGGUGGAAUGGAAACAAUGGCGACAGGAAAAUACAUUGGCUUACUUGGGAUAAGCUUUGCCAACCCAAAGAGCUUGGAGGACUGGGCUUCCGUGAUUUAUAUGCUUUCAACCUUGCUAUGUUAGCUAAGCAAGGAUGGAGACUCAUACAAUAUCCAAAUUCUCUAUUAGCGAGUGUUCUACGAGCUAAGUAUUUUCCCGACAAAUCGUUUCUUGAUGUUCCUGUCUCAGAAAAUUCUUCUUUUUUUUGGAAAAGUAUUUGUGCAGCCAGAAAAAUUCUUUUGCAGGGAUCUAGAAGGCAAGUGGGCAGUGGGGUAGAGAUUGAUAUUUGGAAGGACCCAUGGCUGCCACGCCCUUCUACCUUUCGGGUUAUUUCACCGAAACCCAACGGUUGUGCUAUUACCAAGGUGAAUGAGCUUAUUCUUGACCACCCUCGGCGCUGGAAUAUCAGCCUUCUAUCUAACCUCCUUUACCCUCCCGAUGUGGAUGUGAUCCGAACUCUUCCGCUGAGCUUUCAUCACAGGGACGACGCUCUUAUCUGGCAUUUUGAAAAAAAAGGUCAGUUCACUGUCAAAAGUGCUUACAAGGUAGCCCGCACGGUUCUUGAUCCCAGUACCGUGGCGUCAUCAUCAAAUGGAAAUGGUUUUAGUAAAGGGUGGACUGCUCUUUGGAAGGCAAAGAUUCCAGGCAAAAUCAAAUUGUUUUGGUAG